ACUGAAUGUGCAUCGGGAGGCUCUCUACAUAAUGUAGGCUUGACGUUGUUUCACGGCGCAUAAACAAAUGCACAGAGUACAUAAUAUUGCUAAUGAAUUUGUCUAUAAAAUGCCUUUAUAAAAAAUUAACACUUGCCAGUAGAGGGCAAUGCUAUAUUUGUCGACUAUUUCAACAAGGACCAUUUCUUCUUCGGAAAUGUCAACAGAAAACAGGAAAAUCCGUACAUUUUCCUCACGUAUGAAGUGCUUGAAAACGGAUUGCCGUGCUGUGAGCUUUGGAAGAAAAUAAGUGUGCGUGAGGCACCAUGUCUGCUGCUUGCCCACCACAGUCUCCUGCUGUGGCAAAGACAGAGGUGGUGGUGGAUGGAUGGUGCCCCCUACUGGCGGCCACCUUUGCGUACUGGGACAACAUCCUGGGGCCCCGUGUGCGGCACAUCUGGGCCCCCAAAGGUCAAGGAUCACUGCUGCUCAGUGAUGGCGAGGUGACCUUCCUGGCGAACCACACGUUGAACGGCGAAAUCCUGCGCAGCGCAGAGAGCGGCGCUGUGGAUGUCAAGUUUUUUGUCCUGGCAGAAAAGGGCGUGAUCAUCGUCUCGCUGAUCUUCGAUGGCGAGCUGAAGGGCGACAAGAACACUUGCGCGCUGUCCAUCAUCCUGCCCCAGGCUGAGCUGGGAUUCUACUUGCCCCUUCACAGCGUCUGUGUGGAGAGGCUCAAGCACAUUGUGCGCAAGGGUCGCAUCCGCAUGCAGAAGGGUUACAAUAUCAUCUCCACGUUGACAUCUGAGAUUGUUCCAAUAAUGGAGCUUCUCUCCUCCAUGAAGACGCACAAUGUACCAGAGGAAGUUGAUAUCAAAGACACAGUAUUGAAUGAUGAUGAUAUUGGAGACAGCUGUCAUGAGGACUUCUUGCACAAAUCCAUCAGCUCUCAUCUACAGACCUGCGGCUGCUCCGUUGUUGUUGGUAGCAACCCAGACAAAGUCAACAAGAUCGUCCUCACGCUGUGCCUCUUCCUCACUCCCACUGAGAGGAAGUGCUCGCGACUGUGCCGAGCUGAGGGCUCCUUCAAGUACGACACGGGCCUGUUUGUCCAGGGCCUUCUGAAGGACUCCACUGGGAGCUUUGUGCUGCCCUACCGGCAGGUGCUCUAUUCUCCCUAUCCGAGCACGCACAUUGAUGUGGACAUCAACACGGUGAAGCAGAUGCCCCCUUGCCACGAGCACACUUACCACCAGCGCCGCUACAUGCGUGCCGAGCUCGCCGCCCUGUGGAGAGCCACCAGCGAGGACGACAUCAGCUCCGACAACCUCUUCAACGCCCAGGACUCCUUCACCCCUGACCUGAACAUAUUUCAAGAUGUGAUGCACAAAGACACACUGGUGAAGUCUUUUAUAGAUGAGGUUUUCCUGUUGAAGCCAGGCCUGUCCUUGAGAAGUGUGUACUUGUCCCAUUUUCUGUUGGUGCUGCACAGGAAAGCACUGACACUGCUCAGAUAUAUUGAGGAUGAAACCCAGAAGGGGAAAAAGCCAUUCAGAUCUCUGCGCAAUAUGAAGACUGACCUGGACUUGACUGUGGAGGGGGAUCUGAGCAUUGUCAUGGCGAUGGCAGAGAAGCUGCGGGCGGGCCUUCACUACUUCGUGUUCGGGAAGCCCUUCUUCACCAGUGUGCAGGAGCGCGACCUCCUCAUGAACUUCUGACCGUUCACCUGCAAACUUUUAAAGGAUAGAGUCAUCAGCCCGCAGAGCAUCCUCUGCUGGACGUGCGGUCCUUCAGCCAGAUGGGCAGCUCUGUGUAAAGAACUGCGUAUAUGGGGUGCUACGGAGAAUCACUGUUCAGUUUGCAUGGCACUGUGUUUUCAGACUGACAAGCAUAGUGUUAUUUGGAUGGGUACAAUGUUUUGCUUUUAAAUACUGAGGGCCUGUGCAAUGUUAAAACCUUCACUGCAUCCAUGAUGAGUUGAUUUAAACGAUGAUGAUUGUGACGCUGCUAGUGAAUGCCCCCUGAACACAUGGCCUUACUCCCGGGUAUCUUCCUCUGUACACUGAAAUGUUACACAAUGUACAUAACACUUUGCUAUGAGGCCUCAGCAUAAAUUAAACACAUCUUCAUAAAUGCUU
Messenger RNA from Electrophorus electricus (electric eel), 2114 nucleotides. RefSeq names its product C9orf72-SMCR8 complex subunit (gene c9orf72). Gene Ontology annotation, biological process: autophagy; endocytosis. The record is from RefSeq and is a predicted model, not a curated record. Gene Ontology annotation, molecular function: guanyl-nucleotide exchange factor activity. Gene Ontology annotation, cellular component: endosome; autophagosome. Lineage: Eukaryota; Metazoa; Chordata; Actinopteri; Gymnotiformes; Gymnotidae.